AUGGGUGUACGCUCCUUUUCCAUUGGAUACUCUUACAAAAUAAGGAAGAGUGAGUGCAUAGCUAAUGAGGCCUAUUUCAGCAAUGUUUCUUGUGUUUUAAAGCCAAUAAGCUGGACUCGAUCGGUAAUGAACAUGGAUUGUGACAUUAAAGACAUCUUAACUGAUAUCAAAAUGACAGUAGAAGUCUUCUAUAAAGAUUCUUCAAAUCUUUAUAAACCCUUUGCCGUCAAAUUUAGCUUUGAUGUUUGCCAACUUUUAAAAAAUAAAACAAAACGAUUUUUGCUGGAAAAAUACGCUAUGAAUCAUUUAGAGAAAUGGACUAAUGUGAAUCACAGUUGCCCCUUCACGGUAAGUUUUAACAACUUACUACUUAAAUCAUAACUUCUUAUUUUACAGGGCCAUUUGUUUGCACGCGAUUUCCAUUUGGAUGAGGUGUCUUUGCCGACUCUUCCUUUCCAGAAUUACAAAAUUGUUUUUAAUUUUUCAGGUGACAAGCCAUCGAAACACUUGGGAUUGGUUUUUAUUUACUUCGAAGUGCUGGAGGAUUAUUACAAGAACAGACCACGUCCAAAGUAA
Molecule: messenger RNA, 576 nt
Organism: Drosophila subpulchrella
Lineage: Eukaryota; Metazoa; Arthropoda; Insecta; Diptera; Drosophilidae
Source: RefSeq, a predicted model, not a curated record